This is a messenger RNA of Peromyscus eremicus (cactus mouse), 814 nucleotides long. RefSeq names its product 6-phosphogluconolactonase (gene Pgls). The transcript is spliced from 5 exons. Gene Ontology annotation, biological process: carbohydrate metabolic process; pentose-phosphate shunt. Gene Ontology annotation, molecular function: 6-phosphogluconolactonase activity. The coding region runs from base 19 to 792 and encodes 257 amino acids. The record is from RefSeq and is a predicted model, not a curated record. NCBI's taxonomy places the organism in Eukaryota, Metazoa, Chordata, Mammalia, Rodentia, Cricetidae.
CGCCUGCCCGCCGCAGCCAUGGCCGCACCCGCGCCGGGUCUCAUCUCGGUCUUCUCCAGCCCGCAGGAGUUGGGCGCGUCGCUGGCGCAGCUGGUGGCGCAGCGGGCCGCGAGCUGCCUGGAAGGGAGCCGUGGCCGCUUCGCGCUCGGCCUGUCGGGCGGCAGCCUGGUCUCCAUGCUGGCCCGAGACCUGCCCGCCGCCGCCGCUCCCGCCGGGCCCGCCAGCUUGGCGCGCUGGACGCUCGGCUUCUGCGACGAGCGCCUCGUGCCCUUCGAGCACGCCGAGAGCACGUACGGCCUCUACCGGACGCACCUGCUCUCAAAGCUGCCCAUCCCAGACAGCCAGGUCCUCACCAUCGAUCCUGCCCUGCCCGUGGAGGACGCUGCAGAGGAUUAUGCCAGGAAACUGAGCCAGGCCUUCCAAGGAGAUGCUGUCCCCGUGUUUGACCUGCUGAUCCUGGGAGUGGGCCCCGAUGGCCACACCUGUUCGCUCUUCCCUGGUCAUCCCCUCCUACAGGAGCAGGAGAAGAUUGUGGCUCCCAUCAGUGACUCCCCAAAGCCACCACCGCAGAGAGUGACCCUGACACUCCCCGUGCUGAAUGCAGCCCAGAGUGUCAUCUUCGUGGCCACCGGGGAAGGCAAGGCAGCUGUGCUGAAGCGCAUCCUGGAGGACAAGGACGGCGCGCUGCCCGCCGCCAUGGUGCAGCCGCGCACCGGCGCCCUCUGCUGGUUCCUGGACGAGGCGGCCGCGCGGCUGCUGUCGGUGCCCUUCGAGAAGCACUCCACGCUGUAGCUCGGCGCGGCGGGGCGGGCAU